This is a messenger RNA of Owenia fusiformis, 2803 nucleotides long. NCBI's taxonomy places the organism in Eukaryota, Metazoa, Annelida, Polychaeta, Sabellida, Oweniidae. The record is from the annotation of a GenBank genome assembly.
AAAUGACAAUGCAUAGUGCUAAACAAAAUCCUAAUUAAUACUUAGCAUUUGUUUUAAAUUUAAUCGCGUGGGUUAAUACAAAGAAGAUUUUCGUUUAAAGACCUAGAUAUAGGGAUUUAGGAAUUAUACAAACGAGAAAUUAACAAAGCGAUGAUCACUGAUGAGUUUUGAAUAUCUGCCUAUUCUUAAAGAUCUGUGUUUGGAAAGGACACGUCACAAUAGUGGUAACAGAUCUCAUUUUGAUGCCUGGUUUGAAAAGGAGUAUAUAGCCAACAUGCCAUAUAUCAGCCCCUAUAGAACAGGGUACGAUGCAUAUCCGACGCCGUCCAGGAGACGCAGACCGUUUCGCAAAAUAUGUCUCUUGCUCAUUUUCAUUGCUGGUGUAGUCUCUAUAUACCUUACGAAAAAAUACAUAAUAGAAGAACUAAGAUUGUAUCAAGGAAUCUAUAAUAAUGUUGACUACGAUAUUCACACAGAGGGGAGGCCAACUGAUGGUUUCAUGGCAGCGGAUUAUGACGCCGAGGGAAUGCGUCAGAGGCCACUUUGUGAUAUGUAUGACUUAUCAAAACCAAUGCCAACCUGGUACCCCUGCUUACUAAGUAAUACAAACCCUGCAGUCUUCGUAUGUAUUUAUGUCACAUGGGUAGAUAAGACAGUGUCAUACUGGCUUGCAGAUAAAGGGCAUUGGGAGAACCAUCUUACUGAUGUAAUGCAAACAGUGUUCAGAAGACAUCCUAACAUCGGGUUUAUAGAUGUAGGCGCCCAUAUAGGGAUGCAUACCCUUAUGGCAGCAGCAAUGGGUCAUAAGGUUGUUGCUGUUGAGCCUUUGCCAGAGAACCAGGCUAGACUGCAUAAAAGCAUUAGGAUGAAUGGCUACGAACAUAUGGUGAAAUUAGUCUCUAACGUUAUUUCAAAUAAACGUAAAAAUGUCUCAUUAGGAUAUGAUAAAGAUCGUAUCGGGUCGGCACAAGUGCAUGAUUCAGAUACUCUGGUUGAGAUCAAUAAUAUGCGUAGAAACAUAGAGUACAUUAACGCUCAAGCUGUUACAAUGGAUGACCUUUUAGACCCUGUAACAUUUACAUCCGCCAUUUUGAAAAUCAGUAUCGAGGGUCACGAAUGCGAGGCACUCCAGACAUCCAAACAACUUUUCAAACAAAUCUAUAUUCCCUAUAUCUUCAUGAAAUGGCCAGGUAUAGCUUUAGGUCGUGAUGAAUGGAGAAGAAUCAAACUUAAAUGUAAUGUUCAGUCUAUGAUCGAUAAUUUACAUUCAAUGGGAUACACCCCAUAUAGAGUUAUAACGAAUGAGGAGUUAAAUAAAGAAUUAUGGGAGGUCUGGGGACCAUUAGAAUGGAGUAUAAAAGUAGAUAUAUAUUGGAAACAUAGCUCAGCAGAAAAAAUUCAUAUGAACAAAGAUUUCAUUUCUAAUAAGGUUCGUGAUAGUUUACUACAAAACCAAAAAUUGGUUGAAACAGAAGUUAUAACUGAAAACAAAGACGAAUCUAUAGACCCACUCAAAGAAUAUGACCCGUUUGACAAAAAUAUUGAUGGCAAUGAUCAGUUAGAUACGAAUUUUCAAAUCCCGGCGCCUGGAUUGCAACUUGAAGAAUUAGAGUCCUUAUCAGACGAUGCAAUUGGAGAUGAUAUCAUGGAAAUGAAUGAACAUAAAAGCUUGCCAGACGAAGAUAAGCGAGUGAUCGAUGUAAACCGUCCUGACUCAAUAUUGAUAAAUCGUAUCAGUAAUCACGAUCAAAAAUACAACAUACAAUUGUCGGAAAAAGAGAAUGCCGAACGCAUGAUGAACUUUGAUGGUAAACAUAUUGAAUUUGAUGACAAAGGUUUAGAUAAUAUCUAUACUGACUUAGACAAUGAUAAUAACCCAAACGACGACAUUUUGUGGCAUGGUAAACUUAUUAAUAAAAACCUAGCCGAGAAUCAGGCGAAUCAAAAUGCUAUAAAACAGCCCUCAGAUGAAAUCAAUAAUAUGAAUGAUGUCAAUGAUGAUGAUUACUCAGACAAAGAGGAAGAUGCUCUUGUAAAUGACAAUGAAGAAAAUGAUGACAAAUUCAACAAUAUUAACAAUCUACAGUAUGUCAACAAUGAUGAAGAAGUAAACGGACAAGAUACUAACCUACGCGACAUCAAAGACAACUGGGAAGUGGACAAAUACGAUGAGGAUAAUAAUCAAAUAGAUGAUGAAGGAAAUGAUAUGGACGAUAAAGAAAAUCCAAGAGAUGAGGGAAAUGAAGACAAUCUAGGGGAUGAUGAUAGUGAAACAGACUACGAUAAUGUUGACAAAGUGUUAGAUGAAGAUACCAUCGAUGAUGAUGAUCAUGAUGUAUAUGGAAAUGAAGAUGAAAAUGGAGAUGACGAAACAGAAAACGAAGGAGAGGAAGAGGAAAUACAAGACGAAGAUGAAUAUGAAGAAGAUAACUUAGUUAAUGAACCUGACACUGAAUAUAAUGCUAACAAUGACCAUGUAGGUGAUGCCAGGAACAGGCUGGCUGAAAUGUAGACAUUGUAAUAACUAUUUGCAGGAGGUUAUAAAAUUGAUUGUAAUGUUAGCCCUUUAUACAGUAGUAAUUAGUGGUUACUUGAUUAGGAUUUUAUAAUCAUAUUUAGAUGGUUCACAUUUAACAUGUAAUACGUGUCGAAAAGUCCUGUAUAUAUUACAGGUAAACUUACUUGAAGUGCUAACGACAUAGCUGAAUUAAUUGAUUAGCGUUGAAAGGCUGACGAUUUGAGACACUUAUCCUGUAAAAUGGAAGAUGUCCUGGAAACAAAAACAUUUUAUCAUAUCAGUAGA